Molecule: messenger RNA, 4238 nt
Organism: Myotis myotis
Lineage: Eukaryota; Metazoa; Chordata; Mammalia; Chiroptera; Vespertilionidae
Gene: NDUFAF3
Product: NADH:ubiquinone oxidoreductase complex assembly factor 3
Exons: 5
Coding region: 120-566 (148 amino acids)
Biological process (GO): mitochondrial respiratory chain complex I assembly
Cellular component (GO): mitochondrial inner membrane
Source: RefSeq, a predicted model, not a curated record
CCCUAGCCCCUCGCCCGGUGCCGGCCGAGCUGCGCGGCGCCCUCCGACCGCAGGGGGCGCUGUGGCCGCGCGGGGCUGGGCGCCGCCGCGCCCUCGCUGACCCCGCUCGCCGGCUCCCCAUGGCGGCCGCGCUCCUGCUUCGCGGCCUGUGCCGAGCACGGCCCGCGCUCCGCCCGCCGCCCGCGGAGCUGCUGCGGGCCCCGCGGCGCGGGCACCGGCUCACGCCUGCUGACGACGAGCUGUACCAGCGGACGCACAUCACCGUGCUGCAGCGCGAGGCCCCGCACGCCGCCUACAUCGACAGCUACAACCCCCGCGGCUUCGUGGUCAACGGGAACCGCGUGUUCGGGCCCUGCGCGCUGCUCCCGCACUCAGUGCUGCAGUGGAACGUCGGAUCCCACGUGGACAUCACGGAAGAAAGCCUCUCUCUCUUCUGGAUGCUGGAGCCCCCGAUAGAGAUUGUGGUGGUGGGCACCGGAGACCGCGCCGAGAGGCUGCCGCCGCGGGUGCUGCGCGCCAUGAGGCAGCGGGGCAUCGCCGUGGAGGUGCAGGACACGGCCGAGUGACAGGAGCUGCUCUCAUCCCCCCACCUGGCGGGACUGUGCUCGCACCUCUGGCCCACGAUGCCGAGUGAAGCUCCAGGGACCCACCUGACCUUCCCAGUAACGCCUGGCACCCGGAGCGCAGAGCCCCUCCCUGCAGCCUGUGACGCAUGUCUGCUUACCCCCAAUUAAUAACUUAAUCCACUGGUGUCAUGUUGUACUGGGUGCGUUCUGGCCAGGGGCUGCCGCUCAGUGAGCCUGUGAGGAACCAAGGGGUCCUUUCAUCUAAGCUACAGGGCCCACUGAGGCCGAGGCAGUGCACACCCCCCAAACCACAGAUCUGUCCACUUGCUCACGAGCAGGUUGGAAGUGAUCUCGAUUUCCCCACAAGGUUUACAGGUUCAGUCUAGACAACACGCAUGAGGGUCUCAACCUGGACCCGUGUGGCCAAGCUUUGGGCCAGAAGGCUCUGUGGAUGCUGGUCCCAAGCCUCGUGGACCUGAGCUCCAACCCUGGACCCAUGGGAGCCGUGGCUGCUCAGGGCUGGCUUGUGAGCUGCCUUAGGAGGGACGUUUUGAUCUGCCCCCUCCGCGUCCCUGGAGCCACCCCGACCCCAGGGCUGAGGCUCCCCCUGGAAACCGGGUGCUGUGUUAUUGCUUGUGCGACCCUCGCAGCGGCGGAGCCCCACCUGCCUGCUGACCUCAAAGACCAGGCAUCACUUUUUUCAAUUUUUUAUUGAAAAACCAAGGAACUAUGCUGGAAUCCCUUUUCAGAAAAGCCGCUUCUCAUACCUGUAGACAGAGGACCAGCUGUGAGGUGAGGGCGGCAGGCACAGCAGGGACCUCCACCCCUAGGGUGGGUGGGAACGGGUGGGUCACUUACGAAUGGAGGCUGUGGACACCACCUUCCACCUGAGCGGAGGACGUUCUCUUCUCGAACUUGAGCUCCCCAGAGUACAUCAUGGCUCUGGAAAGGCAGGUGGCAGCUGUGGGCAGCCUGCCUUGGGGCAGCCUCUCUGCCCAUGUACAAGCUCCCCAGCUUACCUGACUUGGGUCAAACUCUUGGCACCAAUGUCCUGGCAGGAGUGUUGGAUGCCGGCGAUCAGGUAGGGGACAAACUUGUGGAUGGACCCUUUGUCCUGCACCGCCCCAGACACCCCCUGGGCCACUUUGAUUUUGUCAGCUUCACUGCAGUGAGAGGCAAGAGACAGGGUCAAGGUCAAAGCACAGAUGAAGCUGCCAGUGCAGGGGUGGCAGAAGGUAACUGACCUUCCUGUCCCACCUGAAAUAGCGGUUCUGGCUGCUGAGAUGCUUGUCCAUGGCGUCGAGAGAGCCCAUACCGCGGUACUUCUUUAGCCGGAUCCCGUCGGAGAAGAAGUACUCACCAGGGGCCUCGGUGGUAGCGGCCAGGAGGGAGCCCAUCAUCACUAGGGGGAGAGGGAGUGUUGGGGGCAGCCCUGCCUGGCCCUGGGCAAGGGGUCCCAUCAGGCUCCUGAGGUGCUGGGCCUCACCUGUGGAGGCCCCGAGGGCCAAGGCUUUGGCGAUGUGGCCCACGUUUUGGAUUCCUCCGUCAGCGAUGACAGGAACGCCGAAGCGCCGUGCGUACUCGGACACCUUGUACACUGCCGUGGCUUGGGGCCGCCCACAGGCCAGCACUGUGAAAAGAUGGAGGAACAGAUGGGCAGGUGGAGUUGGUGGGGACAGGCAAGGGGCCCUGUGGCCACAGCAGCGGCCAGCAGCUUUCAGCUACACCUGCACCAGGACUGCAGCCUGGGUGAGGACAAGUCACGUCUGGGGCGGCUGCACCUGUUUCAAACAAUACAAACAGCUGUGGUGGCCACCACUCACCCGUGUGCUCGUGCACUGUGCAUGGCCAGGGCAGCCUCAGGUACAUGCAGUCAGCAGCCGGGAAAGCCCCGCCCACCUGGCAUCCGGUGGGCAGGGUCACUGUGCAGUUAGUACCCGAGGCCGCCCUCCCUCCCUACAGCGGGCAGCUCAGGCAAGAGAGGGGCGGUCGCGUGGAAAGAGGGUGCUCGAGUUGGUCCCUGAGCUGUGCCCGACUGCAGCUGUGGGCAGAACAGGGCCUGCUGGGGAGAGGGCCUGCCCUGUAAGCACCCUGGGAAUGAGGGGCUGGGUUUUGAGUAACCCCCCAAAACCAUGGUCUGUCAUUCAGUCUGCCCAGCCCACCCCGUCAGCAUCACAAACCCCGGGAGCUACAGCUACAGUCAACCAAGCAGCCGGGCAGUGGGCAGCUGGGCCGGGCCAGUGGGCCGGGCCGGACUUACUAUAGCAGCCCGUGACAGUAGAAGGGCAUUUGGGGCUGUGGGACUUUAUGUCUGGAGGGAUCUUGGGAGCUGCUAAAUGAAACAAACAGACCAGAGUUUAGAGAGGGCGCAGAGCAGGAGCAAGGAGGCCAGGCUAGGCGGGGGAGUGGGAACGAGCAAAGACGAGAGCUCGUCUGGCUGCCAGCAUGUCACCCCUCCAAGGGGCCUGCUGGCCCUGGGGCUGCCCCUACCAAGGACUCACUGGUGCCCCUGAGAGCACUUGGCUCCAGGCCUGUGGAGCUGAGGGUCCUGCCAGAGCAUCUUACCUUCCUGGGUGAUGCAGAUGGAGCCACUGCCCAUGCCCACCCGCAGGGCGUCCACACCCGCAUCGAUGAGAUUCUUGGCCUGAGCCGCGGUGACCACUGCAAUGGGGAACGGGGGGCUCAGGGAAGGUCUAGGUGGGAGCCUCGCUCCCCUGCUCGCCCGCGUCCUCAGCGCCAUGGGCCUCACCAUUGCCUCCGAUGACCUGGAGGCUCGCGUAUUUCUCUUUGAUGUACUUGAUCAUGUUCAUCUGGAAGAUGGAGUUCCCCUGAGAGGAGUCCUGGAACAGGGAGGAAGUGCCCGUGAGACGGCGCAGCGGCAGCCCCUCCCGCCCCAUCCUGCCCGGCCGGCAGCUCACCAAAACGACCACGUCCACGCCGGCCUGGGCCAGCAAGUCCAGCCGGUACUUGUCGUCUUCAUGGGUGCCAAUGGCCGCCCCACACAGCAGCUGCUUCUUGGCGUCUUUGGAGGCGAGUGGGUAGUCGCGGUUCUUCUUCAGGUCGGUCCGGGCAAUGAUGGCCACCAGCUCGUCGUCUUCAUUUACGAUGGGCAGCUUCCCUGAGGGCACAGGACGCCGUCAGGACCCUGGUGCUGCAGGACAGGACCCUCCUGCCGCCGCCGGACUCACCCUUCUUGCUGCGCUGAAGGAUUUCAUUUGCUUCCUUCAGUGUGACGCCUGCGGGGGCGACCACCAGGUCCUCCCUCUUCGUCAUGAUCUGAAAGGGAGGGGAGCUGUGAGGAAGGCCAGCUGAAGAUCAGACCCCCCACAGGGCCUGCCCUUGACUCCAAAGACCACCAUGUUCACUCACUACCCAAACCACCCCAAGUGAACCCAGCAGUGUCUGCAGCAAUCUAGUGGGGAGCAUGAGAAUUGAGUAGAAAGGAUACUAUGGCCCUAACCAGUUUGGUUCAGUGGAUAGGGCGUCGGCCUGCAGACUGAAGGGUCCCAGGUUCAAUUCCACUUAAGGGCACUGCCCAGGUUGCAGGCUUGAUCCCCAGUAGGGAGCGUUCAGGAGGCAGGCAACCAAUGAUGGGCUCUCAUUGAUGUUUCUAUCUUUCUCUCCCUCCCUUCCUCUCUGAAAUUAAUAAAAUAUAUGUAUUUCUUUAUUAUA